GGACUUUCACAUUAUAAAGAAUUUUAUAUGCUCAAAUUAAAGGAUGAAAAAUGUUCCCCCAUGUACAUAAUAAAUUGGCAAAAAUGGUUAUAUUUGAGGGUGGACUAAGGAACUCCAGGAAAGAGGUUGGCAAACCAGGCACAUGUUCUUGACUAUUGCAAAGUAGUCGCGGGGGAUACAUGUAUACUUUUGGGCAGGAUUGUGCCGCGGUCCUAUCAACAUGCAGCAAAGUGACUUUGGGGACAGUAGGGAGGUGGGCAGGAGCCAGUGAUGAGGGAAUGGCAAUCACAUUUGACCUCUGAUCUGUUUCUUUCCUCCUUCUCCUUGACUUCCCCAUAUAAAUGUUACACGGGCAUUCCCACACUCGGGUACGCACCAACAGAGACUGAUUGGGGGUAACCGUGUCACUUGCUUGGAACGCUGGCACCUCCGCCCUGCAUCCCAGGAGUGAGCAGUGAGUGAGGCUCGCGGCUGGGCCCUGGCUCCGAAUCUUCGGGCUGGGAAGAGACUCCACCAUCUGGGGGCGGCCUGGGGGAGUAGCCUCAGUGUCUUCCUGCUGAUGCAAUCUGCUAAGUCGCGAGUCUCCGCCGCGAGAGGGCGGGUCUGCAAUCCCGCCCGCCACGUGUACUCGCCGCCGCCUCGGGCACUGCCCCAGGUCUUGCCGCAGCCGGAACCGCGCUCUGCAGCCGCAGACCCGGUCCACGCGGUCAGGGGCUGCGACCCUUGGGAUCUGCCCUCCGCUCAGCUCCAGCUUCCCUCGUGGCCGACGGAACAAUGAAGGAUUGCAGUAACGGAUGCUCCGCAGAAGCAAGCAUCAGAGAAGGUACGGGAGAAGGAGGAUCAAAAGAAGUGGUGGGGACUUUUAAGGCUAAAGACCUAAUAGUCACACCAGCUACCAUUUUAAAGGAAAAACCAGACCCCAAUAAUCUGGUUUUUGGAACUGUGUUCACGGAUCACAUGCUGGUGGUGGAGUGGUCCUCAGAGUUUGGAUGGGAGAAACCUCAUAUCAAGCCUCUUCAGAAUCUGUCAUUGCACCCUGGCUCAUCGGCUUUGCACUAUGCAGUGGAAUUAUUUGAAGGAUUGAAGGCAUUUCGAGGAGUAGAUAAUAAAAUUCGACUGUUUCGGCCAAAACUCAACAUGGAUAGAAUGUAUCGAUCUGCUGUGAGGGCAACUCUGCCGGUAUUUGACAAAGAAGAGCUCUUAGAGUGUAUUCAACAGCUUGUGAAAUUGGAUCAAGAAUGGGUCCCAUAUUCAACAUCUGCUAGUCUGUAUAUUCGUCCUACAUUCAUCGGAACUGAGCCUUCUCUUGGAGUCAAGAAGCCUACCAAAGCCCUGCUCUUUGUACUCUUGAGCCCAGUGGGACCUUAUUUUUCAAGUGGAACCUUUAAUCCAGUGUCCCUGUGGGCCAAUCCCAAGUAUGUAAGAGCCUGGGAAGGUGGAACUGGGGACUGCAAGAUGGGAGGGAAUUACGGAUCAUCUCUUUUUGCCCAGUGCGAAGCAGUGGAUAAUGGGUGUCAGCAGGUCCUGUGGCUCUAUGGAAAGGACCAUCAGAUCACUGAAGUGGGAACUAUGAAUCUUUUUCUUUACUGGAUAAAUGAAGAUGGAGAAGAAGAACUGGCAACUCCUCCGCUAGAUGGCAUCAUUCUUCCAGGAGUGACAAGACAGUGCAUUCUGGACCUGGCACAUCAGUGGGGUGAAUUUAAGGUGUCGGAGAGAUACCUCACCAUGGAUGACUUGACAACCGCCCUGGAGGGGAACAGAGUGAGGGAGAUGUUUGGCUCUGGUACAGCCUGUGUUGUUUGCCCAGUUUCUGACAUACUGUACAAAGGCGAGACAAUACACAUUCCGACUAUGGACAACGGUGCUAAGCUGGCAAGCCGCAUCUUGAGCAAAUUAACUGAUAUCCAGUAUGGAAGAGAAGAGAGCGACUGGACAAUUGUGCUAUCCUGAGUGGAAAAUAGAAGAUACCAACUGUAUGCUACCGGGACAGACUGUUGUAUUUGAAUUGUGAUAGAUUUCUUUGGCUACCUGUUAGUACUUGCGCAUAAUGUAGUUUGUAGUGUCAGUGUGUUACAAGAGUGAUUGUUUCUUCAUGCCAGAGAAUAUGAAUUGCAAUCAUCAAAUGGUGUUUCGUAACUUGGUAGUAGUAGCUUACCUUACCUAGAAAAAUAUUAAUGUAAGCCAUAUAACAUGGGAUUUUCCUCAAUGAUUUAGUGCCUCCCUUUGUACUUCACUCAGAUACUAAAAUAGUAGUUUAUUCUUCAAUGUAAGUUACAUUCUGCUCCUCAACCAAAUGCAAUUUGUGUGUGUGUGUUUGAAGGCUAAGUUGAGAACAUUUCAUAGGUUACAUUUCCUGCAGCCUAUCUUUAUCCACAGAAAGUGUUUUCUUUUUUUUCAAUCGAGACUUUUAAAACUGGAUUUCCUCCCAUCACAGUUUUUUGCAGGCCCUCCAAGUCCGUCUUAAGGUAAAUAUCUCUCUUCUUCCUGACGUCACAGCCUGAGCAUACUCAUGCGUUAGGAAGACCUGAGUGCAUUUCCCACCAUUGUCCUUUCCACAUUAUAUUGUAGCUUGCUGUCUGUCAGGCGACUACAAGACUGAGGGUCUUGUGCCUUAUAGAUCUUUGUAUCCCCAGUGGCUGACACAUAGUAGGUACUCAGUAAAUGGUUUUAUAAUGAAUUAAUGAACAUUUUGCUUCUAUAGAAGUGUACCUUCUUUGUUUCUAUAUUAUGAAACUUCUUUAUUAGAAUUUGUGAUUGAUUCUGACACUGUAUAGAUUUACCUUAUAUUGUCUUUAUUUUCCAUGAGCUACUAAGUCAUUAGAGAUACUCUGAAGCAUAGUCAGUUUAGGAAAUAAUUUCAUAUUGACUGUAUUGGAAUUGUCUUGGAAUUAAAGAUAUAUCCCUAGAGCAGGGGACCCCAACCCCCAGGCCACAGGCCACACAGCAGGAGGAAGUGAGUGGUGGGACAACGAGAAGCUUCAUCUGUAUUUACAGCUACUUCCCAUCACUCACAUUACCACCUGAGCUCCCCCUCUUGUCAGGUCAGUGGCAGCAUUAGAUUCUCAUAGGAGCGCAAAUCCUAUUGUGAACUGUGCAUGCAAGGGAUCUAGGCUGUGUGCUCCUUAUGAGAAUCUAAUGCCUGAUGAUCUGAGGUGGAACAGUUUCAUCCUGAAACCACCCUCCACCCUGCAGUCUGGAAAAAUUGUCUCCCACAAAACUGGUCCCUGGUGCCAAAAAGGUUGGGGACCACUGCUGUAGAGAGAGGUCAUGAUAUCAUACCAACCACAUGGAAAUGACAAAUGUUUUGUGUUAAGUGUUAAUUACAGAAAUAAUUUUUUUUUUUUGGUAGAAAACAAAGAGGCAUACUCUGAUUUUUAUACUGUUGUUGCAGGUGCUCUUUUCUUUGAAUGGAGAUUUGAUGAGCAAGUGGUUAGGAUACAGGGAGAGCUACUAUGGGUGAUAUUUUCCGUGUUUAGGAGCUGUGAGUUAAAAUUGUAUCCUUUCUGGUUUAUCUAGGGAAAGUCAAAUCUUGACAGAAAACAUUUUUCCUUGGAAGGUCAACUCUCAGACAUUGUAUUUUGGUUUCCCUCAGUCCUCAUAACUUUCUUCUUGCUGAACAUAUUUUAUUCUCUUUUCAGAGAAGGAAAAAAAAAAGGAUUCUAAAAGUUUGAUGCAUUGGAAAAAUUUCCUUGAGGCAGUUAGCAACGCACAGCAAAUGGGCUUUGAUUCUUUUCCAAAACUUUUAGCCAUAGGGUCUUUUGUACACAGGAAUAGUAAAAUGAAAAUCGAGAAAUAUAAGAUGAAAAGGAAUGGUAAAAAUAUCUUUUAGGGGGCUUUUAAUUGGUGAUCUGAAAUCUUGGGAGAGGCUGUUCUUUUCAGAUCUGAGGUGCUCUUGGCUCGCCUGCACACUGUGUACCCCAAGCAGCAUUCUAAGGGUGUGCUUUCACUUUGGCUAACUCCUUUGACCUCAUUCUUAAUAUAGUAGUCUAGGAAAAAGUUGCAGGUAAUUUAAAAUGUCUAGUGGUACACAGUAACUAAAUUUCUAUUCCUAUGAGAAAUGAGAAUUAUUUAUUUGCCAUGAAUACAUUUUAUACUUUGCAUCUCCACUUUUAUUGUGGCGAGACAUGCCCAUUGUGAAAGUUAGAGAACAUUAUGUGUGUAUCAUUUCUUUCGUAAAACCUUAAGAGCAUUUUUAAGCCCUUUUCAUCAGACCCAGUGAAAACUAAGGAUAGAAUGUUUUUAAAACCUGGAGGUCUCCUGAUACAGAGAACAUGAUCCACCAUUGUCAUUUAAGGAAUAAGACAGGAAAUUGACCUUGACGCUGUCUUGUUAAAUAGAUUUAACAGGAACAUCUGCACAUCUUUUUUCCUUGUGCACUAUUUGUUUAAUUGCAGUGGAUUAAUACAGCAAGAGUGCCACAUUAUAACUAGGCAAUUAUCCAUUCUUCAAGACUUAGUUAUUGUCACACUAAUUGGUCAUUUAAGGCAUAAGAUAGUCUAGCACUGGGAACAUGUGAAGCUAAUCUGCUCAAAAAGAUCAACAAAUUAAUAUUGUUGCUGAUAUUUGCAUAAUUGGCUGCAAUUAUUUAAUGUUUAAUUGGGUUGAUCAAAUGAGAUUCAGCAAUUUACAUGUGCAUUAAUAUAAACAGAACUGGUGGCACUUAAAAUGAUAAUGAUUAACUUAUAUUGCAAUGUUCUCUUCCUUUCUUCACUUUUUUCAGUUUUUACAUUUCAGACCGAAUUUGUCAGCUGUUUUGAAAAUACAUUGGUAGAAACCAAGAUUUUAAAGUGAAGUAUCAAGACAAAGGCAAAACCUGAGCAGUUCCUAAAAAGAUUUGCUGUUAGAAAUUUUCUUUGUGGCGGUCAUUUAUUAAGGAUUCAACUCGUGAUACACCAACAGAAGAGUUGGCUUCAGAGACGUGUUCCCUGCUCUCUAGUACAGGAAUGAAUACAUUUAUAACACCUGCUUUAGACUUUGUUUUCAAAAGCACAAAGGAAAAGUAAAAAGGAAAGAGAAGCAAGUGACUGAGAAGUCUUGUUAGGGAAUCAGGUUUUUUUUCUACCUGGUAAACAUCCUCUAUUCUUUUCUCAAAAGAUUGCUGUAAGAAAAAAAAAAGAGGCAGAGCCAGGCAGCAGCAAGAAAGCAGAGCGUAACAUCAGCUAGAUGGUGACAUGCAAUGUGAGCUCUCUUGAAGACAUGGGAAACCUACAUUAUACACCUUGGGUUAAAAUUCUUCACCAUACUAGUUUUGUUGCUUCAUAAAAUUGUACCUAAGCAAGUGAUCUUGCUUGCCUCAAAUCCAAGCAGUCUUGAACACCUGAAGGCGAUUAAUGAGUAUAUCUUAGUCAAAAGAAUUGUUGGAGCUUUUUAUUAAAGCUGCAGUUUCAGUUCUGCUUUUGGGGAAUUGUGCUAUGCAAGCAGCUGCCAAAAUAAGCUCAUUUAUUUUUUCCAGUCCCACUCACUCAGUGCUCAGUCACUAUAUUCUGUUUCCUUUUUUUUUUUCAACUUGCAUAUUUGGUUUCCCCUUAUGAUUGGGAAAGAUGAAUUUUCAGCAGAAAACAGUAUUUGUUCACUUUCAAAGAGUGAUAGUUUCUAAAACAUUUAGAGCAAUAAGUAUUCAUCAGAGGUACCAAAUGAGGCAGAAGACUUAAGGGUUAGAGAAACCCCUUAUUUCAUGUCUUGAUUCUAAAAUGAUCAAAGGACUUUUCCUUGUAAUGUGGAUUUCUUCUUAUGUGGAUAUGUAAAAACUUCAGUUAUAAGUAGUAAUGCUAGCAGGUAAUUUUAGUGGACAUUUUAUAACAACUGUCACUUUGUUUUGCCACAUGUAGUUUGUUCAGCUGUUUUCCAGAUAUUUCCCCCCAAAAGGAGGCAAAGGGUACCAGCUUUUCAAUGAGCAUUACCUAUUACUUGGCAAAGAUGAUGAAGACUCUAUUAAUAGUUAAUUUGAUAAAUGUUGACAUAACCAACAAUAGAGAUUAGGAAGUUAGUUUUAGGAAAUCAAUGGCAUAUAGACAUUACCCUCAUGGAGUUUGUAUUCUACUACUUGAACUGACUGUAGCUAUAAAAGCAAUAGUUAGAUAGCUGAAUAGUUAGAUCAUAAGCAAGGAAGGCCAGAGUACAUCUCUUAUCAAGAAAUCAAUGAAUAGUUGAUCUCAUUUUUAAAGCAACGUUAUCCUUCUUUAAUUCCUUCCUUUCUUCUAGUGCAAAACUACUUAAUAAGGUUGGUGUUUAGGUUAGUGUUCACACCACGCUCAUCUGGUGUGAAUUACCUCCUCCCUCUUUACUGUUUACUACCAACCUAGUACAUGUGUUGACUGCAUUCUUUUCAAACAAUGUUGAGUUGUCAUGGUGCAUCUAAUAAAUUAACACCACGGAUUACUGCAUCCUUGCUGAUCUUCUUAAAUGCAAAGCCAGAUUAUAUGGACAUAAACAAAGAAAAUGAUCCUAGAGUGAAUUUUUCUAGAAAAUAUCUAUUAUGAACCAUGCUGUUUAAAGUGUUAGCUUGAAGGUGAUGGAUCCAGCUAUUCAGAAAGUAACUUUCAUAUAACCAUUAUUUUGCACAGUAUGAGGUCUUAAAUGUAUUGAAAGAGAUAAAUUUUUAUCAUUACCAAAACCCCUUUUAAAGAUUCAAAGGUGGAAGAAAGUGAUUUAUUUUUCCUCUUAAGCAUACAUAUAUAAAAGACUUCUCAGAUGUUUAAUUUGGGGAGGUUGAUAAUGAAACAUAUCAACAGAGUAUAGUAGUUAUAGCAGUGUUUGUGGAUAAAUAAUUCCCUGGGGUCAGACAUAUAUAAACAUAUUUGCUUUAGUAAAUGAUAAAGGCAUGAAAUCAGUCUAAAAAAUUGAAGUGGAGGGUGAUGGGGGAGAAAAAGAACAGAAUUUGAAGCACCCUUUCAAAUCUGCUGGAUACAAGUAUUGAAGUUUUAAGUCAUCUUAUUUUGUCUGAAAGUGUGUUUUUCAUUCUACAAUAGACCCAAUCAACAAGACCUAUAACUUGAGUUGCAUGAUGUUCAGUUUAUGUAAUCUACUGUUGGGAUGGUAAGAAUUGAUGCAGGCUGUGGUGUAGGAAUGAAUUAAAGUAUAGUUUCACUGGCUUUUCUCUACAUAUCGACCAUCACAAUGGCUAGGUUUCCUGUUGCUCACUAUUGGAUUAUGGAGAAAAUUUUAAUGAAAGGUGAUAUCAGAGGAAGAAUAAGUGGAGGUAGAGAAGAAAGGAAUGAUGGGGGGGGGGGAAACAAAACAUAUUUCUGUGUUAUCCAAAGGAGCUUUUUCCUUAUUCUGUCAAGCACUGAGAUCUUCAGCUUUCAGUGUAGUUGCUAAAAACAAAUUAUGCUGCUAGGUAGUGAUUAAAUAUAGCGAACACUUCAUCAGAUAUUAGAAUUAGGUCACACCAUUGAGGUUAUAAUCUGAGGGUUGUGUUACAUAGAAACCACUUUAGAUUAUUAUCAAUUUGGACUAGACUUUAUUUUAUAAUUGCAUAGUCAGUAAUAUCUAUUGUGUCAUUUUUUCAACCAUUUUAUUCUAAGAUCUGUGAAGCUUCUUGAGGCCAAAUAGAAGAAUAAGUUUAGACGAGAAGUAGAUUGUAACUUUUUUCCCUUGGAGAUACCAUUUACCACUAUCUCCCUAUCCUCAUAGGUGGAAGGUUUACUGAAUUGGAAAUUGGUUGAAUAUUAGUUUUUAACUAAAAUGUGCAAUAACACAUUGCAUUUUCCUCAAACUAGUUUCGUAUGAUCAUUAAAGUCAUUCUCAGGGUUAAGAAAGGAAUGUAAAUAUCUGCCUCAAUUUGUCCUUCACCGGUAAGUUUUUAAAGGGUGCAGAUUUUGAGUCAGGUCUUAAAACUAAGCUCACAAAUCUGGAUGCAUUUCUAAAUUCUGCAAAUGUUUCCUGGGGUGACAACAACAAUGAAUAAUCCCACAAUAUACCUCAGUACCUAAUACAUGGAACUGGGGCUCAACCCACUGUUUUUAAGAAUUUGCACUUAACUUGUGGCUGAGGAAAAAUAAGUAGUCUGAGGAAGCAGUUUUUAAAUUCAAGCUUAUAGUUAGAAACAGAAUAUCAACUUAAUUGUGAAACUGUUAGAACCUGUUCUCUUGCAUCUGAAUCUGAUUGCAAUUGUUAUUGUAAUGAUAAACCCCAGCCAUUGCAAGUCUCAAAUAUCUUAGCUGUGUAGUGAUUCUUGAAAUUCUUUUUAAGAAAAAUUGAGUAGAAGGAAAUAAACACUGUGUAAAUGAGGCUUGGCUUUUAUGAAAGAUCAUUUACAGGCUAUGUUAAAAGGAUUUUAGCUCACUAAAAGUGUAAUAAUGGAAAUGUGGAAAAUAUCGUAGGUAAAGGAAACUACCUCAUUCUCUGAAGGUUUUGCCGAAGCACAAUUAAACAUUCAAGAUGGCUUUGUUACACCAGAGCCAUCUGGUGUGAAGAACUCUAUAUUUGUAUGUUGAGAGGGCAUGGAAUAAUUGUAUUUUGUUGGCAAUAGACACAUUCUUUAUUAUUUGCAGGUUCCUCAUCAAAUCUGUAAUUAUGCACAGUUUCUGUUAUCAAUAAAACAAAAGAAUCCUGUU
Molecule: messenger RNA, 8555 nt
Organism: Mandrillus leucophaeus (drill)
Lineage: Eukaryota; Metazoa; Chordata; Mammalia; Primates; Cercopithecidae
Gene: BCAT1
Product: branched chain amino-acid transaminase 1, cytosolic
Exons: 11
Coding region: 775-1950 (391 amino acids)
Biological process (GO): L-leucine biosynthetic process; L-valine biosynthetic process
Cellular component (GO): mitochondrion
Molecular function (GO): branched-chain-amino-acid:2-oxoglutarate transaminase activity
Source: RefSeq, a predicted model, not a curated record